This is a messenger RNA of Limulus polyphemus (Atlantic horseshoe crab), 4005 nucleotides long. RefSeq names its product protein RMD5 homolog A-like. Lineage: Eukaryota; Metazoa; Arthropoda; Merostomata; Xiphosura; Limulidae. The record is from RefSeq and is a predicted model, not a curated record. Gene Ontology annotation, molecular function: ubiquitin protein ligase activity; protein binding. Gene Ontology annotation, cellular component: cytoplasm; nucleus; GID complex. The transcript has 10 exons. Gene Ontology annotation, biological process: proteasome-mediated ubiquitin-dependent protein catabolic process. The coding region runs from base 123 to 1301 and encodes 392 amino acids.
UCCUUCAGGUGUGAGAUGGUUUGUUUAGCUGGCUCUUGUGUUUUAUCGUUCAUAAUAUUAUCCAUGAACUUUAGUUUUCGUUGAACCGAAGAUCCGCAACGAAAGUGGAAAAUCUAGGAAAGAUGGAUUCGUGCUUUGCUGUGGAAAAGGAAGUCGACAGAGUCUUAACAAAGUAUCUCGCUUUCAAUGAACAAUCUAAAACAACAUUAGCAGACUUGGUUGGAUUUGUCCAGACUUUACAAAUUGAAUUGAACCAAGCACCAUAUGAUCAAGAAGUCACACCAUCACAAGCUUUAUUGUUGACCCAGUGUGCUGAAAGAGUAAAAGAUGUCAUUACAGCCAUAACUACAGAACACAGGGAUCUGCAUGGAUCUGUUUCAAAAGUAGGAAAAGCCAUUGAUAAGAAUUUCGUUCCAGACUUUGGUAGUACAAGUAGUGAAAAGGUCUUUGGAGAAGAAGAAAGUCAACAGUCGUUAAAUCGGGUAGUGAUUGAACACUUCCUACGGCAUGGCAUGCUGGAUAUAGCUGAAGAACUCAUUCGAGAAGCACAGUUGCAUAUAGAAGAAAACAAGAAGGAGCCUUUUUCUGAACUUAAUCAAAUAAUUGAAGCACUCAAGGACAGGAAUUUGAAGCCUUCAUUAGAAUGGGCAUGCAGAAACAGAGAUCGAUUACAAGCUCAAGGCAGUUUUCUUGAAUUUAAACUUCAUCGACUACGAUUUAUUGAAUUGUUACAGCAAGGAAUUGAAAAGCAACAUGAUACUGUUCAGUAUGCUCGAGAAUAUUUUCAACAUCUAGCAACUUCUCAUGAGAAAGAGAUCCAAGUGUUGAUGGGUAGUCUCCUGUACCUUCCUCAGGGUGUUCAAAACUCACCAUACAGCUAUAUUCUUGAUCCUGUCCACUGGUCUGAAAUUUGUGAAGUAUUCACUAAAGAUGCUUGUAACAUGUUGGGAUUGUCUAUGGAAAGUCCUCUCACUGUCUGCAUCAAUGCUGGUUGUGUAGCUCUUCCUGCUCUUCUAAAUAUCAGGCAAGUUAUGCAGCAAAGACAGGUAGCUGAUGUGUGGAACUCUAGAGAUGAACUUCCUAUUGAAAUAGACCUAGGACAAAGUGGGCGAUUUCAUUCCAUCUUUGCUUGUCCCAUAUUACGACAGCAAAGCUCAGAAAACAAUCCUCCCAUGAGGCUUGUUUGUGGCCACGUCAUCUCUCGAGAUGCAUUACACAAGUUGGCAAAUGGCAACAAAUUAAAAUGUCCAUAUUGCCCUGUGGAACAGAGUCCAUCUGAUGCUAAAAUGAUACAUUUUUAGGUUAUUCUUGGGGGUUAUUUAUGACUCAUAUUUUUGAAACCAUGAAGGAAAAUUUUCUUUACUGAACAAAUAAACCAUACAAGUUUUGUUCGAAAGACUGUAUUUUACAGAAAUGUUCUGGAUGUGUAUUUUGGUGUACAAAACAUUAUCUUUUCAUUUGAAAAGUGUGUACAAACAACAUUGUUUUUGAAAUUUUAAUAGAAAAUGUUUAUAAACAGAAGUGGUUUUGUUUGUAUAAACAUUUUUUACUGGAGAUGCAAAUUAAGAUUGUGUCGAAUAUCUAAAUUAAAAUAGCUUUCUUUUUUCUAAGUAGAUUUCUUCAGCCAAAUACUUUAGGAAUUUAUUCUUGUCCUUUAUUAGUGAAAAGUUUGAACUGAAAUAAAAUAUGCGAAUCAUUUCCGAGUAAUAACCUUAAGCACUGAGAAAAACUUCCAGUAAGACUUAAAUUAACAUGGGAAUUUGGUACCAUACUAGCAAACAUAAGUUAUUCUUAUCUCAACAUUGGCAUGAAAUGUAUUUCUUUUCCAGUGUUGCACUAGACAUUCUUUGCUAAAAAUUUGAUGGCAAAGUAGAUGGUAAAGCAGUUCUAUCUUAAAAUUUUCUAUCUUCAUAAAGAAUGGUCACUAGAUUGAUCGUAUGAGACUUGUUUCUACAUUUUAGAGCUGAUAAAUUUAAUUUGCUUAAAAGAUACUAGAUGUUUAUAUUUAUAAUACAUUGUAAACUUGGGUUUGUAUAAGGACAGACUGAAUGCAAAUCAGAAUUACAAUCCUCAGAUAACAGUAAGCCAUCUUGUAAAUUUUCCAAGCAUUUUAGCACAAAUAUAUCCAUAAGGUGAAACUGUCAUUGAUGAAAUGGUGAUCAUAUCUAUAAUAGCUGUAUAUUUAAUGAAGUUUCUGUCAAUUUGACUACUGACCUUUUAAAGAUAAAAUGGUUUACAUGUUUACACAAUUACAGGGAUCAAAAUUGCACAACAUACCUAACAUGUUGAGCUAAUGAUUAUAUGCAUAUUACAGCAUUUAGAAUAGAGUUUACCACUGGCUACAUUUAAUUUUUCUUUUUCUAUGGAAAAAUGAUUUUAGUGUAGUGUACCAUAAUUGGUGCAAAAAGUAUGGUAUAGUGUUUGUUGUUUAUUCAGAUGGUGAAGUCCAUAUGCCUUUCUUGUGUUGUGUGACAAGUGUUUCACAAUAGACUUUUGCUUGUAUUACUUUCACUUGAUUUUUCUCUUUUGUCAUUGUAAAACAAGGUUAUAAUAUGUCUAUUUUUUAAAUAAAAAAUAUGUGGCUAGUUUGUUGAAUGUAAAUUAUCAUAAGACCAUAGAAACUGUAUUGUCUGAACAUCUUUCUUCUGUCUAGAAGGACCUGUUUUGUUGUGUUUUAUGCCAAUGAAUGUUAAAAUUGUUUUUCUUGUUACACAGUAUAAUCUUUUUUAUUAAUUGGUUUUCAUUCGUUGAAUAAAAGAAAGAGAAAAAAAAAGGCUUUGUUUUAUCUUUUUAUUUAGUUUGAAAUACUAACUUUCUUGGUAGUAAUUGAGUUUUAAUUUAUUCCAAUACUACUGAAGGUUAGUUGUGCAGCAUUAUCUAUAUAUGAAAAUUGUAAAUCAUUGAUGCAAGACACAGUACAUUCCAGAUUAUGUAAGGUCAUUUUACUAAACUUGUCUUAAGAGCAAAAAAAUUACAUUAGUGAAUAAACUUUAGAAUUUAAGAGUAUUUUUUAAAUUUUAGUAUUAAAUAGUCUAUUUCAGGCUAAACAGAAUUUUUUAAAUAAAAUAUAUAGAAUCUUAUGCAAUGUAGUAAGGUCUUGCAAUCUUAAUAUCUAUUACUAUUUAGAAAUGCUCUUUUUCAUUAGAAUUUGCCUGCAUUACUGACAUUUCUGAGUUAAUUUAAUUCAAGUAUAGUAAUUUAUUUUAAGGUACAUUAUGAUGUUUACUUCAAAAACAACAAUUUUAAAAAUAAAAUAGCUACUAAUAUGAGUCAAAAGUUAACAGCUACUGCCAUCUUCAGUUUAAUAUUUUUAUUAAUAAAAAUGUCUUAUACUUCAAAAGUCAUUUCUUUGUGUUUUUGAAGGAAAUAUAGAUUUAGAUAAAUUAAGGAAAUUAUAAUAAACAGUCAGUUAUGUAUAGAGAAAUAACAUGGCAAUAUUAUUAUUUAUGUAGUUGAUUACUGUAUAAAACUUGUUAAUUUCAGAUGUGUAUUUUUUCUAUUAUGUAUUCUGUUGUAGCAUUUGAUAAACAUGCUUUGUGCAGGUAUCUUGCAGUUAAUUUGCUCUUGUAAACAGGGUGUGAAUACUGAUAAACUUGCAUUAAUCCUCAUACCUAGUUUAGGUUUCACACUACAAUGAUCAUUCUGCAGAGUUUAUACUUGUUGGCCAUGCUUUAUUCACAUCUCUCCCCUGUCAUAUGAAAGUGGAGGGAGUGGUAUAGAAGUUUGUACAAGUUGGUAUGAGCUGGGAGUUAAGUUUCCCUGCCUGUGAUUACUAACAUGUAUAAUCUAGGACUGCAGGAUACCACACUAGAAUUUUGGUCUUUCUUUACAAAUCAAUGUAUUACAGCCACAACCUGUUCAGUCUUCAUUGGGUGAAAGUGUGAUACCACCUCCAUACUACAGAAGUCAACCUGUUCUAGUGUUACCUUCAAGCUGGCCAAGUUCACAUAUUUAUAACUCAAGCAAGUUUUUGUAUAAAGAAUAAAGUUUUAUUUCUUUAUUGUA